This is a messenger RNA of Cylindrotheca closterium, 1332 nucleotides long. Lineage: Eukaryota; Bacillariophyta; Bacillariophyceae; Bacillariales; Bacillariaceae. The record is from the annotation of a GenBank genome assembly.
AUGAACCAUGACGACGAAGAAACACAUCAAUCAUCGCUUUACAACCAAAGAAACGAUGAAAUACGCAAUGACAGUCAAUCAUCGGAGGGACGAACGUUCCUUCGCCGUCUGAAUCUAUUUGUGAUAAUAACGAUACUCAUUGUACUUUCGAUACGCAGCGGAAAUCAAACCGCAUCCUUUGAAAAGUCAUAUCGUUGGUCCAAGGCUGCCGACAGUUACUUGGUAAACUCUAGCAAACUAAGUGAAGGGAAUGAAGCUGAAAAAUCAAAAUCGAAUGAGGCCCACAUAGUACCAGUAGCCAAGCAAGACUGGAGUAACGAACUACCAGCUUGUCAAAUUCGAGUAACAAACAAAGUCGCACAUCAUUACGAAGUCAUAGAGUCAGUUGCCAAACUGAUACCAUAUGAAUACUUGAAUUUAUCGGAUAGGUGCAAUCAUCUACAUCUACACUUUGAAUUUGAUACAUCUUCGAGUCAAAAGUUGAGAACCAAAUCGUGGCUUCUUGAUAUGAAUGUUCGGGUUUUCAAUACAUCGAUAGUUGAUGAAACGACAGGAAUUACACGAUCCUUUGGUAGGGCUGCGAUGGCGAAACCCAACCGGACCUCGUGGGAUACCACCAUUCAGGUAACUUGCCAUUGCGAUCGCUAUGCAAGACCUUGGUUGCAGAGUAUAAAGAAAAACGGUCCGCACGUGUGCAUUCAUCACGGGAGAUGUAGCAAGACGGAGGAUAUGCCAAAUGCAAUUCAAAUAUCUCCCCACCACGAACGUUACUUCAUUCCAUCAGCUUUACCACAGGUCAGUGCAGAAUUUGUCCAGAGAAAGAACGACACAAAGAUUGAAAUUUGCUCCGUUGGAGCAACCAUUCGACAAGAUUGGAAUCUUUUGGUACCAUUCUUAGAGAAUUCAAAGAAUGCAAAAUAUUUGGGAAAGAUACGAAUACGGAUGUUAGGAAAGGGAGGUUUCCCUAACAUCCUCAUCCCAUACAGAGAACAAACUGAAAUGGUAGAUGAAAUAGUAGGUGAUGACCGAGAAUUUUACGCAACAGUCAAGGCGUGCGAUAUUAUCAUUUUGGCCAUAAGCCAAGAGCACGGGCAGGAUUACUUCAAGAGCAUCCCCACGUCCAAUUGGAAAUUAUCGGGAACGAUUCCUCCGAUUGUUGCAUACAUAAGGCCCUUCUUAAUCCCGGACGAACUUGUAGAGCUGUAUCGAGCCCACCUACCUAUGCAAGUUCCACAUCGCGGCUACAACCACGCAAACCGCACGGCAUUCUCGGAGGCCUUGAGUUCGCUGUUAGAUGACUUUCUUGGGGCAAGGAGCACAACUAGAAAAUGA